Molecule: messenger RNA, 1548 nt
Organism: Candidozyma duobushaemuli
Lineage: Eukaryota; Fungi; Ascomycota; Pichiomycetes; Serinales; Metschnikowiaceae
Exons: 1
Coding region: 1-1548 (515 amino acids)
Biological process (GO): transmembrane transport
Cellular component (GO): membrane
Molecular function (GO): transmembrane transporter activity
Source: RefSeq, a predicted model, not a curated record
AUGUCUAGGGCUUCGACGGUCGAGAAGCAGAGUGGCAUUGUGACCACUGCGACAAGGGAAUCCUUGAACGUCAUUGGUGAGGUUGUCUCGGAAAAACCCCAUAUUGUCGGUUUAGAUCUCUUUGAGCAGGGGAAUGAGAUUUCUGAGGAGGAGCUCGAGGCGGAAAUCAAAAAUAUCCGGUGGAAGGUCGAUCUCAGAAUCGUGCCCAUUCUUUGUGUCACUUACACCUUGCAGUAUCUCGAUAAGCUUAGUUUGAACUACGCCUCGGCGUAUUCUCUCAAAGAGGAUUUGGGUCUUCAUGGUCAGAGGUACUCGUGGGUAGCUGCCAUCUUCAAUUUUGGCUACUUGUUCUGGGCAAUGCCUUCCAACUAUAUCAUCCAAAAAGUGCCCAUUGCAAAGUACACAGGUGGUAUGAUUUUCGUGUGGGCCAUUAUUUUGAUAGCACACAUGGGCACGAAGAACUAUGCUGGCAUGCUCGUCGUGAGGUUUGUGUUGGGGAUGUUCGAGGCUGGCAUUUCGCCGUCUUGUAUGAUGAUCUGUGGUAUGUUCUACUCUCGUCAGGACCAGCCGUUCAGAAUGUGUACGUUUUUGAGUUUCAACGGCGUUGCCACUAUCUUGGGGGGUCUUCUUGGUUUUGGCUUGGGGCACGUCAAUCUGGCUGCAGUUGCUUCCUGGAAGUUGAUCUUCAUGGUCAUUGGUCUCAUCAAUUUCGUGUGGUCCAUUAUCUUCCUUUGGGUGACCCCCGAUAACCCUGCAACCGCCAAGUUCUUGACUGAAAGGGAAAAAACGGUUCUCGUAAAGUACAUCUCAAAGAACAACCAGGGUGUGAAGGAUACACAGUUCAAGUACCCUCAUGCUUUUGAGGCUAUCAGAGACCCCGCAGUCCACAUUGUGCUUAUAAUUGCCCUCUGUGUCGGUAUCAUCAACGGCGGUGUUUCCAACUUCCAAUCGGCGUUGAUCAAGGGUUACGGAUUCGAUGGUCUUGCAGCCACUGCUCUACAGAUGCCUACAGGAGCAUUUGAGUUUGUCGUUGUGUUUGCUGCGGGCCUAGCUGCUGUCAAGGUCCCCAACAUCAGAUGUCUCCUUUUCGUGCUUCUUUGUUUGCCUGGAUUUGCUGGUCUUAUCGGCAUUCACUUGAUUGAAGACGACAAGUGGGCAUCGGUUGGAUGCACGUGGCUCCAGUAUAUCAUUGGAGGUCCCGUCAUUCUCUGCUGGAUUUUCAUAAACGCCAACAUUGGUGGAACCACUAAAAAGGUUGUGACCAACGGAUGCUGGUUUACAAUGUAUGCCACUGGAAACAUCGUCGGUGCUAACAUUUUCUAUGCUAAUGAAGCACCCAAGUAUAAAUCGGCCAUGAUUGGUUUGAUGACCUGCUACUCCGGCAUGAUUGCCCUCGGCAUUGGCUACUGGUUUUUGUUGAGGGCCAGAAACUAUAGAAGAGAUAAAGAGCAAGGAGAGCAGACCGAGGAGAUGAAACAGGAGGCCAUACUUAACGGAUUCAAGGGCCUCACGGAUUUCGAAAACAAAGGUUUCAGAUACGCCCUCUGA